Messenger RNA from Puntigrus tetrazona (Sumatra barb), 7680 nucleotides. Its product is annotated as dedicator of cytokinesis protein 7-like. NCBI's taxonomy places the organism in Eukaryota, Metazoa, Chordata, Actinopteri, Cypriniformes, Cyprinidae. The transcript has 49 exons. The record is from RefSeq and is a predicted model, not a curated record. Gene Ontology annotation, cellular component: cytosol. Gene Ontology annotation, biological process: small GTPase-mediated signal transduction; positive regulation of GTPase activity. Gene Ontology annotation, molecular function: guanyl-nucleotide exchange factor activity. Bases 88 to 6519 code for a protein of 2143 amino acids.
CUGACACAAGGAAGCUUAUGACUCCGCUCCGCAAUAAUAUUACGAAAGUACAGGGAAACUGUAAGGAGCUCUCCCUGUUUCGAUGGGAUGGCAACUUUACCCAGCGAACGGAGGGCUUUUGCGCACAAGAUUAACAGGACAGUAGCGUCCGAGGUCAGGAAGCAGGUUUCCCGGGAAUAUGGCUCUCCGCAGCUGUCCAAAAAACGUGCUGGAGCUCAUCAACCGGUGCCUCUGACGGAGGUGGUGGAGCCGGUUGACUAUGAAGAGUACGUUAGCAGCCAUCCGCCAGGAGCGGAGCCCGGGCCGCUCCGACAGCUGCUGGAGUUCCCCAGCGAUGACCUGGAGCUGCUGCUGCAGGAGAGAGAGUGCGCUACCAUAGAGCCGCCCGUCCCGGAGGAGGACUCACUGGACCCCAGAGUGAGGGAUGCCCUGGGGGUCUACACCGACGACUGGCUCAUCAUCCACAGGAAGUAUCAGCGAUACAGCACAACACAGACGCCUCAUAACUCUGAGCGGCAGCGGGAGAAACAGAAAGGACUCGUCAAACAAACCUUUGAGCUGGAUGAGGCCGCCAUUGAUCGGCAGGAUGAGCAGGAUGACUCAAAGAGGCACUCUGUGUCGCUGGAUGACACGCCACGGGGGAGCUGGGCCUCCAGUAUAUUUGACCUGAAAAACUCCACUCCUGAUGCGCUGCUGCCAGCUGUGCUGGAGCGCACGGCUGCAGAGGACAUGGACCGUCGCAACGCCGAAAACCGGCAGCAGUGCCGCCACGCUGAUCUCCUGGGACUGUACCCGGCACCGGAUGAGGACGAGGCUGUCGAGAGGUGCGCCAUCCCAGAGGUUCCCAAAGAGCAUAGUGGCCAGAGGAUCAUGGUCAAGUGUUUGUCCCUCAAAUUUGAGAUCGAAAUCGAGCCAAUAUUCGGAUCGCUGGCUCUGUAUGAUGUCAGAGAAAAGAAAAAGAUUUCAGAGGAUUUUUACUUUGACCUGAACUCGGAUCAGAUGAAGAGCUUGCUUCGACCCCACAGUCCACACGCAGCCAUUUCCACACUGGCACGAUCCGCGAUCUUCUCCAUCACAUACCCGUCACCGGACAUCUUCCUGGUCAUUAAGCUGGAGAAAGUCCUUCAGCAGGGAGACAUCGGCGAAUGCUGCGAGCCGUACAUGGUCAUGAAGGAAUCAGACUCCACUAAGCAUAAGGAAAAGCUGGAGAAGUUGAGGGCUCAGGCUGAGCAGAUGUGCACUAGGCUGGGUCGUUUCCGCAUGCCCUUCGCCUGGACUGCCAUUCAUCUGCUGAACAUCGUCAGCAGUGUUGGAGGCCUGGACCGCUCAGAUUCAGACUCGGACACGGAGCGUAAGGGAACGUGGAAUGAGAGAAAGAAGAAAGGAUUUGAGAGGAUGAGUGUAGGAGAGGACAUGUGCAACUUCACUAACUUCCGUCCGGCGACUCUCACGGUCACCAAUUUCUUCAAACAGGAAGGGGACAGAUUGAGCGAUGAAGACUUAUAUAAGUUCCUGGCAGACAUGAGGAGGCCGUCGUCUGUCCUGCGUCGACUCAGACCUGUGACUGCUCAGUUGAAGAUAGACAUCUCGCCAGCUCCAGAGGCGCCUCACUUCUGUCUCUCUCCAGAGCUGCUUCAUGUGAAGCCUUACCCUGACCCAAGGGUGCGUCCCACCAAAGAAGUGCUGGAGUUUCCCGCUCGCUACGUCUACACCCCACACACUACAUACAGGAAUCUGCUGUACGUUUACCCUCAGAGUGUCAACUUCAGUAGCCGGCAGGGUUCGGUGAGGAACAUCGCGGUGAAGGUGCAGUUCAUGGCAGGAGAGGAUCCCAGCCAGGCCAUGUCUGUCAUCUUUGGAAAGUCGAGCUGUGCAGAGUUUUACAAGGAGGCGUACACCCCAGUGAUCUACCAUAACAAGUCCCCUGAGUUCUACGAGGAGGUAAAGAUGAAAAUUCCCGCCAACCUCACCGACAACCACCACCUGCUCUUCACCUUCUAUCACAUCAGCUGCCAGCCCAAGCAGAAUACCCCCUUGGAGACGCCGGUGGGCUACACGUGGAUCCCUCUCAUGCAGCAUGGACGCCUGCGCACCGGCUCCUUCAGUCUGCCCGUGUCUGUGGAGAAACCUCCACCCAGCUACUCAGUCCUCACUCCUGAUGUUCAGUUACCGGGGAUGAAAUGGGUGGACAACCACAAAGGAGUCUUCAAUGUAGAGGUGAAGGCGGCCUCCUCAGUUCACACACAGGAUCCACACCUGGAUAAGUUCUUCACACUUGUGUAUGUUCUGGAGGAGUACUCCUUCCCUUUCCGGCUGAAGGAUGUUAUAAUCACUGAAGCAAAUGUGGAGGCGGAGCUGAAGGCCAGCAUGGCAGCUCUGAAAGGGGCGCUGCUGGACACUUGCGUGCGCUUCCUGCAUCAACUGAUGAGCAAGCUCAUAUUGCUAAUCGUACACCCUCCUGUCAUAGCAGGACAGAUCGUCAAUCUUGGCCGUGCUGCUUUUGAAGCCAUGGCCCUGCUGGUAAACCAGAUCCAUAAGAACUUAGAGGGAAACCAGGACCAUCAUGGCCGAAAUAAUCUGCUGUCCUCUUAUAUCCACUACUGCUUCCACCUGCCCACAACAGAGCCUGUGUCUCCCCCUGCUGUGGGAGCCGCAUCGUAUGAUCUCCCCAUCCAGUACGCCACGCUCUCUAGAGCCACAGCAAGACCCAGCAGCCUGCUCUUGUCCCGCUCCAAGAGCAUUAGUAACUCCAACCCUGACCUGGCCUCAACGCCAGCCACCCCUGAUGAGGAAGUGCAGAGAAUCAUCGGCAGCAAGGGGAUAGACCGCUCACAUUCCUGGGUAAACUCUGCUUACGCUCCAGGGGGCUCAAGGGCUGUGCUCCGCCGGAACCCCAACUCCAGCUGUGAGCUCAAGCAGGCCAGUGAGCGUGCCUGUAAUCGCAUGUCUGCCUUCAUCGAGACCACUUCCAUUCUCUGUCCUCCCUCCAGGCAGAUCGCCAAGAAGUUACUUCAUGAAGAGUUGGCUCUCCAGUGGGUGGUGAGCACCAGUACCGUGAGAGAGGCGUCUCUGCAGCAGGCCUGGUUCUUCUUCCAGCUCAUGGUGAAGAGCAUGUCCCAUCAUCUGUUCCUGUCCUCACGCCUGGACAUGCCCCGACGCCAGCGCUUCCCAGACCGCUUUGUGGACGACAUCGCUGCCUUAGUGUGUGCCAUCAGCGCAGACAUAGCCAGCAGAUACCACAAGGAUGUCGAGCUAGUGGAGAGGUUAAACAGCAGCUUGGCCUUUUUCCUCAACGACCUGCUGUCUCUCAUGGACAGAGGCUUUGUUUUCAACCUCAUCCGCUCGUAUUAUAAACAGAUUAAUAACAAGCUCCACACAGCGCAGAACCCCAGCUCUCUAACUGCGCUCAGGAUGGACUUCAUAAGGAUCGUCUGCAGUCACGAGCACUACGUCACCCUGAACCUGCCCUGCGCCGCCCUCAGCCCCCCCGCAUCCCCCUCACCCUCCACCUCCUCCACCACCUCUCAGAGCUCAGCGUUCUCCAGUCACGUUCAGGAUCAGGGUGUGGUGAGCAUGUUUGAACUGUCGGUGCCUUUUCGACAGCAGCAUUUUCUUUCUGGUCUGCUGUUGGCUGAACUGUCACUCAUCCUGGAGCCGGAUGGAGAGGGUGUGUUCUUCCUACACAAGAAGGCCAUUAGUGCGCUGCAUUCUUUGCAGUGCAGUCACGACGCGGACCCCCGCUACACAGACCCCCAGGUCCGCUCGCACGUCGCCCAGCUCUACCUGCCACUCAUCCCCAUUGUCAUGGAGACGCUGCCCCAGCUUCACGACUUCACCGACACGUCCCCACAGCGCGUACGUCACGCCUCGGCGCUCGUCGACGAUAGCGACCCAGACAACGGCACCAUCAGCCAGUCUGUUGCCAUGGCAAUAGCUGGCUCACCGCUCCCCCAUUCCAAAGCCAACCCCUUCACUCUGCCAUCCGUGGCGGGCCGUCAGUGUAGCACCCUCUCUGCCGAGUGCAGCAGGACGCUGUUGGUUUGUUUCCUCUGGGUGUUGAAGAACGCAGACGCUGGCCUGUUGGAACGCUGGGUCUCAGACCUGUCUGUGCCACAAAUCAACCGCUUGCUUGAUCUUCUUCACCUCUGUCUGUCCUGUUUUGAAUACAAGGGGAAGAAAGCCCUGGAGAGGAUAAACAGCCUGACCUUUAAGAAGUCUCAGGACAUGAAGGCCCGUCUGGAGGAGGCCAUACUGGGCACUAUCGGAGCCAGACAGGAGAUGGUCCGUCGCUGCCGAGGUACACCACACGCUCUGUUGGUAUCUGUGCGAGUUAAUGUCAAAGCACUGAAUUUGUCAUUCACCUCUGCUCCCGUGCGUUCCUCAGAGCGCAGUCCUUAUGGAGGUCAGGAGAACGUCCGCUGGAGGAAAAACGUCACUCACUGGAGACAGAACGCAGACAGAGUGGACAAAACCAAGGCAGAGGUGGAGCAGGAGUCUGUAGUGGAUGGAAACUUGGCCACAGAAGCUGCUCUCAUAAGCCUGGACACACUAGAGAUCAUUGUCAAAACGGUGGUGAUGUCAGAGCUGAAGGAGAGCGUUUUGGGUGGCGUGCUGAGAGUCCUCCUCCACAGUAUGGCAGGAAACCAGAGUGCUCUCUUCCUGCAGCACUGCUUCAGCACACAGAGGGCUUUGGUCUACAAGUUCCCAGAGAUGCUGUUUGAGGAGGACACCGAGCUCUGUGCUGAUCUGUGUUUGAGGUUACUGCGUCACUGCAGCAGCAGCGUGAGCUCCGUACGCAGCCACGCCAGCGCAUCCCUCUACCUGCUCAUGAGACAGAACUUCGAGAUCGGCAACAAUUUCGCCCGUGUGAAGAUGCAGGUCACCAUGUCUCUGUCUUCACUCGUGGGAACCUCGACGAAGUUCAACGAAGAGCAUUUGCGGCGCUCUUUAAAAACCAUUCUCACAUACGCAGAGGAUGACCUGGAGCUCAGAGACUCACCGUUCCCUGAGCAGGUGCAAGAUCUCGUCUUCAAUCUCCACAUGAUUCUGACCGACACUGUGAAGAUGAAGGAGCACCAGCAGGACCCAGAGAUGCUUAUAGACCUCAUGUACAGGAUUGCUAAAGGCUAUCAGAACUCUCCUGAUCUGAGGCUCACCUGGCUGCAGAACAUGGCCGGGAAGCACUCGGAGAGAGGGAACCACGCGGAGGCAGCACACUGUCUGGUGCAUAGCGCCGCCCUGGUGGCGGAGUACCUCAACAUGCUUGAAGAUUGCCGCUACCUCCCUAUUGGCUGUGUGUCAUUCCAGAGUAUUUCGUCCAAUGUGCUGGAGGAGUCUGCGGUGUCUGAUGAUAUUCUGUCCCCAGAGGAGGAGGGCAUCUGUUCAGGGAAGUACUUCAGUGAGUCUGGGCUCGUGGGACUCCUGGAGCAAGCAGCUGCUUCUUUCAACAUGGCUGCCAUGUACGAGGCCAUAAAUGAAGUCUACAAAAUCCUUUGUCCCAUUCACGAGGCCAACAGAGACUUUAAGAAGCUGGCCUCCGUCCACGGCAAGCUGCAGGACGCCUUCAACAAAGUAUACAAUCAGAGCUCAGGAUGGGAGAGGAUGUUUGGCACCUACUUCCGCGUGGGCUUCUAUGGAUGCCGCUUUGGAGAUCUGGACGAGCAGGAGUUUGUCUAUAAAGAGCCUUCAAUCACCAAACUGGCUGAGAUCUCGCAUAGACUGGAGGAAUUUUACUCUGAACGCUUUGGUGAUGAAAUGGUGGUGAUCAUCAAGGACUCCAACCCUGUUGACAAAAACAAACUGGAUCCCAAUAAGGCAUAUCUGCAGAUCACAUACGUGGAGCCCUUCUUCGACACCUACGAGCUGAAGGAGCGCAUCACGUACUUCGACAAGAACUACAACCUGCGCACGUUCAUGUACUGUACCCCGUUCACGCUGGACGGCCGGGCCCACGGAGACCUGCACGAGCAGUACAAACGCAAGACCAUCCUCACCACGUCCCACGCCUUCCCCUACAUCAAGACCCGCAUCAACGUCAUCCACAAAGAGGAGAUCAUUCUGAUGCCGAUGGAGGUGGCCAUCGAGGAUAUGCAGAAGAAAACUCAGGAGCUGGCCUUCGCGACCCAUCAGGACCCCGCCGACUCAAAGAUGCUCCAGAUGGUGCUUCAGGGUUGUGUCGGCACCACUGUUAAUCAGGGUCCGCUGGAGGUGGCUCAGGUCUUCCUGUCAGAAAUUCCCGAGGACCCCAAACUCUUCCGGCAUCACAAUAAACUGCGCCUCUGCUUCAAGGACUUCACGAAAAGGUGUGAGGAUGCUCUGAGGAAGAACAAGUCUCUGAUCGGUCCGGAUCAGAAGGAGUACCAUCGAGAGCUUGAGCGGAACUACACUAAACUGAGAGAAGCUCUGUUUCCUCUUAUCAACCGUAAAAUCCCUCAACUCUACAGACCGCUGCCUCUGCCGUCCACACCAACACAGAGGAAUUCACUCAGUCGAUCCAGUUUUCGGCGGGUGGAGUGCUGAGGUGUGGCGGAGCCAAGCGCGGGUGGAUGUAAAGCCAGACACGAUCUCCCGCUUCGUCAUUCAAGCCCAGCCACACACUAAAACACACUGUGCGCAUUCCUGAGCCAGUCUCCCUCUCCCGGAGCUGCAGUCUGUUUACUCUGAGAGGUUAUCUGCUGUAAACAGAGUCAUUAUGAUCUUCAUGGGCACAGAAGUGGCGGAACCGGUCAAAGUAGUCAUCAGUAGAGAAAAAUGAGCUUCUUGCUCAACGUCGGAGGUAAUUUUAGGUUCUAACCAACACACGGCAUUCAGAUGCUCCUCUGCGUUUCCUCCUUUUGUUUGUUUGUGCUGUCUUUCCCCAUCUCGUGCGCUUGUGUGUGUGUGUGAGAAAGAGGGCAACCAUGUGUGUGUGUGUGUGUUUGUGUGAAUGCCACAUAAAACCUUGUAGUGCCGUUUGAUUUAUCUGCUUGCACUCAGUGGAUUAAAGCAUUUGUAAAAAGCUCUAUGUCUUUUUGAAGACUAACCACUGACAGACUGAGCCCGGAGACCGACUCGCUCAGAGGAGAUGCGUUUAAUCUUUCACGUCAUUUUCACGCAAACUGUUUUUAAAAGUAAUUCGGCUCUUGGCUCAAGCGUUGAUGCAUAAAAGCAAAAAAAAAAGUUAUAUGGUGGAGAUCCUGGCUCGUUCUCUGAGUGCGUGUCCCUUUAGGUAACGGAGGAAGCACGAGGCAUUAAUAUAGUGAUUAACUGUGGAAAAAGUUCUGCACUAACAAAAGAGCACUGACUGCGUUUGAGUUUUACUGCCACUGCUGCACCCAAUCAUACUUUCAAUUCAAUGUUCAUGUUAUUGUAAAUGCACAGUAAUGUAAUGUAUUCGGUCUACUUUAUGCACUAGUAUGUAAACUGGAAAAAAGGAGAAUGAUUUAGAUGUUGCUGAAUGUAGAUAACGUCCUGAUCUAGCAAUACUCUCACCUACCUACUAUAGUUGGACUGCUGUAAUAUCUGUGUUGCACUAUUUUAAUGUUUGUAUGACCUCUACUGCCUACCGUGACACUAUACUGUGCAAAUUGUUGGCCUAAAUACUGUAUUUUAUAAUUACCAAAAUGAUUUUUUUUUAUUUAUUUGUAUGUUUGUCCUUUUUCUUUUCAAGUUUACUUUUUAUAUUAAAAGAAACUUCUCCUA